Molecule: messenger RNA, 1509 nt
Organism: Toxotes jaculatrix (banded archerfish)
Lineage: Eukaryota; Metazoa; Chordata; Actinopteri; Toxotidae
Gene: dap3
Product: death associated protein 3
Exons: 13
Coding region: 159-1376 (405 amino acids)
Biological process (GO): apoptotic process
Cellular component (GO): mitochondrial ribosome; mitochondrial small ribosomal subunit
Molecular function (GO): structural constituent of ribosome
Source: RefSeq, a predicted model, not a curated record
UACAUGAUGGCGGUGUCCAUGAUGGCUCUGGCACAUUGACUUCGCCUGGAGCUGUGUGGUUUUACUCUCUGCUAAACUCAGAACUAAGGACGUUUGUCUCUACAUGACAUUAACCGAAAUCCUCGCCAGUGAACCUUCAAUGAACUGAACCGCAGACCAUGGCGCUUCAUAGACUGUCCUUCAGACUACGGCAAACGGUAACACAUGUAAGGACUCUUCAUACCAGUGAAUGUGGGCACCAGCAGGAGGCUGUGGCUGUAGAGUCAGAACCUGAGCCUUUCUCAGUUUUCAGAACGCAGGAGAAAGAUCCGCUGGUGAACUCACUAUUUGUGUAUUUCGAGGCGUGUCAGUCUGAGAAACAGGUCGGACAGUUUUACACUCUGCCCCCUGCACACGUCCGUACUGCAUUCCCUCAUGGCUUUCCUUGGCGCUAUCAACAACAGGUAAAGACGUUCAAUGAGGCCUGUAUAAUGGUGAGGCAGCCUGCCCUGGAGGUCAUCUCGUACCUGAAGAAAACAGACUACAGCAAACCUGCACAGCGAUAUUUAUUCUAUGGGUUGAAUGGCAGUGGGAAGACGAUGUCUCUCUGUCACACAGUCCACUUCUGCUACACACAGGGGUGGCUGGUGCUGCAUAUUCCUGAUGCCCACCUUUGGGUGAAGAACUGUAAAGAGCUGCUGCCCUCAUCCUAUAACACUUCUCGCUUUGACCAACCAUUACAAGCUGCUGAAUGGUUACGCAGCUUCAGAAUCACCAAUGAGCAAUUCCUUUCAAAGAUAAAGACAAAGCACCGUUAUGUGUGGACAAAGAGAGAGUUCACUGAAGAGGGAAGUCUUCUAGGACAGCUGGUGGAUCAGGGUAUUUCUCGUGUGAAGAGCAGCUGUGAUGUGGUGGGGGCGGUGAUGAAGGAACUGAGGCUGCAAAGCGGGCAGCCCGAGUCAAACUUCCACCUGGCCGUGGCUGUGGAUGCUGUCAACGCCCUGUGGGGAAGAUCCACUAUCAAGAAAGAGGAUAGGAGCAGUGUGGAUCCAGAGGAGCUCACUUUGGUUUAUAAUCUGAGGAAGCUGAUGAGGAACGACUGGACUGGAGGCGCCAUCAUCACCACUGUGUCUCAGACGGGCUCUCUCUACAUGCCAAAAUCUGCCUACUUGCCUCACGAGCUGCUGGGAGAGAGAGGUUUCAACAACAUGGACCCGUUUAUCCCGGUGUCAGUGCCCAACUACAGCGAGAAAGAGUUUGAGAGCUGUUACCUUUACUAUAUGGACCGUCACUGGCUGCAGCAUCCACAGAGCCGAACAGAGGAUGGGAAGAAAGAACUCAUCUUUUUGAGCAACAGAAAUCCAGCGAUGUUGGACAGAGUUUGUUCCUUCCUAUAAAGUCACACAAACACUUAAAUCACACACACAAUAUCAGUGUCUGAGAAAGACAUACACAUACAAACGUCCAUGUCUAUGAUGUGUAAAUUACAAUUCAUGUGUGCUACUUUGAUAAUAAAAUGAACAAAGUAAA